Gloeophyllum trabeum ATCC 11539 is the source of this 678-nucleotide messenger RNA. RefSeq lists its product as uncharacterized. The transcript has 14 exons. NCBI's taxonomy places the organism in Eukaryota, Fungi, Basidiomycota, Agaricomycetes, Gloeophyllales, Gloeophyllaceae. The record is from RefSeq and is a predicted model, not a curated record. The coding region runs from base 1 to 678 and encodes 225 amino acids.
AUGACUGGUGGUACGCUGCAGUCACUUCUGGAGCAAAGCCUGGGGGCCCUGUUCGUUGGCAUUCUCGUAGCUGCGAUCUUGCUAGGGAUAACCAACCUUCAAACAUACGUCUACUUCAAGAGUUAUCCCAACGAUUGGCUGCACUACAAGCUCGCGGUUGUAUUCCUUUGGUGUCUGGAUACCCUCCAUUUCGUCCUCGCAGCCCACGCUGUAUACUGGUACUUGGUCAUGCAUUUUGACGAAAUAUCGCUGCACCUUCCCAUUGUGUGGUCGUUCAAGCUACAACUAGUGCUUAACCUACUCACCAUUCUUAUGGUCCAGUCGUUAUAUGCCUUCCGUCUGUGGAAAGUUAGUAGCUCACAGAAGAGGAGAACCGCGGCCUACCUCGUGAUAGCACUCGUAGUCUGCAACUAUGGAAUGACCACCGCGACUUGCUAUUUCAUAUAUCAAGUUCAUGCCAUCACGGAUGUCCAACAUUACUGCUGGAUGAUAUACUCCAUCUACGGCACUGGGAUUCUGGUUGACUUUGCAAUCGUCGCCGCUUUCUGCUGGACUAUUGCGCAGCACCGGAACGGGCACCCUAACUCCGACUCGAUCAUCAAUCGGCUCAUCGUAUACGUUGUCGCUUCUGGAGUGUUGACGAGGCACGUCGUGAGGUGUCCCCUGCACCUAGGUUAG